Messenger RNA from Trichobilharzia regenti, 975 nucleotides. NCBI's taxonomy places the organism in Eukaryota, Metazoa, Platyhelminthes, Trematoda, Strigeidida, Schistosomatidae. The record is from the annotation of a GenBank genome assembly.
AUGACAAGCAAUACAUUAUUCCCUAUUCUAAUUAUCGAUCCAGUUUAUGAAGAUAUAAAUAGCUUUGCUAAAGACUAUGACUAUGAUUUACGCGGUGUCCCCCUAUCAAAAUGGAAGCUAAUUCUCGCUAAUCCACUUGCUUAUCUAAAAAAAGAACGAUUGAAACGCUUGAUUGCUCAACGGAAAGAACGUAUUAAAGCAGGAAUUGAAGAUCCCACGUCUGAUGAAGAAGAUUUAAUUGUCCCCAAACUACCGUGUUUACCAUAUCGGCUGAAAAGAUCACCAUCACCGACAGAAGAGGAAGAAGCAGAAGGAGGAUUUGAAAGUUCAUCAGAAUCCUCUGAAGAACUCGAUCUUAUAGAUUUACAAGCACUUGAAGAUCAAGGUUGGAUAGAAGAGUAUAAGUGGCGAGUACGCACCGCUUUAGCACAAUCAAGAAAACAUGAAAGAAGAAGACAUUAUCCAUCUGUAGCAUGGGCAUUCUCUGCAAAAUAUGGUGAAGAACCAGACAGAAAUGAUGAUGAUGAUGAUGAUAAUAAACACAGAAAGACCAGAAACAGGGAUUUAACAAAGAGAGAAAGAAAACCUCCUAGAGGUAUUGACGAUAAAAAAGAAAGUUCAGCGGGAAAACAAAAAAAUUUAUUUUCAUCUCAGUCGAAUAAAACCUUGGACAGCUCAGUUGGUGCAUUUCUUGAUCAUGAUCAGAAUUUGUAUGCAUUACAAAGACUGGCUAAAAAGCGUAGCCUGAAGAAAAUGUCAAUUCGAUUAUGUACACCGUUAUACCAGACAGACACUGAAAAGGAAUCAAUAAUUAAAAAUUCAAAUUUAUCACGUUUACAGUCAGCAUCGAACAGACGAAGUGGCUCACUAACAUCCAGAUAUCCGUAUGCAAAUCAACGCGGGAAAAGUAGUGUGUUAGAAGAAUUAAGAAGGCUAAGAGAAACCUAUUGUGAAACAGACACUGAUGAAGGCUAA